GAUGGUUAUAUAUUUUUAUUGGAGAUGAAUUAUUCUGUUGAUUCUUGAAUUUGCUUUUAUUUCAAAUUAUUUUAGGAAUACUCUUGAAUGUUUCUUGGAUUUGGUUUUAUUUGAGCUUAUUUAAAGAAAAGCAUUUGUUGCAAGUUUUAGUUGAAUUUAGCAUGCUUUGAAGAUAAUAAAUGGAUUUACUUGUUUGAGCUGAUAUAUUUAUGGGUUUACUUAAAAUUUGCAUGUCUCUGUAAUACUUUAUGGAUUGCUCCCUCAGUUCUUUUUCUCGAAUUAGGUUCCACCUAGUACUGUAAAGAAUCACUAUUUGUAUGAUUACUUUAAACUAGAAUGUUUCAUAGAUGGCUUGUUUCAUUCUUUUUUAAUAUACUUUUUUUUUAUCUUAGGUUAUUGGAGGAACACUAUUACAGGGUAACUUGAGAUUAGGAUAUUUCAGAAUUCAGAAAUAUCCAUGGUUUUCCUUUUGAUUGUUUAUAUUUUCUUGAAUUUUCUUUUAAUCUAGCUUAUCAAAGAAACAUCCAUUGCAAGGUUAGUUGAAUUUAACACAUAUCAGAGAUAAUUCAUGGAUGGUUCUCUUCGUUCUUUUAACUCUGGAAUUUCCUCUUAUCUGAUGAAUUUAGAGAUCAUUCUGUUGCACAGGUGCUUGAAUGAGCAUGUGGAUGCAAGACUUCUCGUAUGGUUACUUGGUUAUUAUUAUUAAUUUUUCUCUUUUGGGAGUUCAGUGGUAGAAAUCGAACUUAGAAUGUAGUGCUCCAAUCAUGAACAACGAACAACUCAAACCCGAGCACGGUUCCUGGUUACUUUGGUUAUUUUAUUUUUCUCAAAUUUACUUUUAUCAAAGACUUAUAAAAACACUCAUUGUAAAGUUGUUUGUGCUUUUAGAAAUAUUUCGGUGGAUGGUUCCUCCCUUGAUUCCCAGUUUCUACGAAUUUACUUUUACGUGAUAUUUUUAAAUAAUUCCUCACUGCAGAGUAACUUGCAAACAUUAUUAGAUGGUUUCCUUGGUUUCUUUCAUUUUCUAUAAUUUGCUUUAACAUGAGUCUUUUAAGGAAUCCCUGAGGCAAAAGUUAUUUGAAUUCUUGUAUAGCUCCCUUGUUUCUUUUCAUCUUCUUUUAAAUUUGCUUUUAUCUGAUGGAUCUAAAUAAACCUUCAUUGCAGUAUCUGGAAGUAUCUUUUGGAACAUUUAUUUGAUGUCUCCCUUGAGUCUUUUCAUUUUCUUCAAUUUUCUUUCAUCUGAGUGUUUUGAGGUACCCUUGGUAGCAGAGUUACUCGAAAUUAGCAUGCUUCAGAUGUUUUUCUUGGAUGGUUCUGUUGGUUCUUUUUAUACCUGAGAUAAUUACAAAACCCUUCACUGCAGGGUCAGUUGAUAAUGUGGAGGCCUUCAAUAGAGGAGUCUUUAAUGGAGGGGCUACUACUGUAUCGGAGAUGAAUCAAGAAUGCAACUCAUUGACAGAAAACAGCCGUGCGAUUCCUUGUGGGCAUUUGAAUGCUUCUCAGUAUGUCAGUUCAUUAGAAGCGAAGGGACCAAUUCGUCAACAAGAUCAAGAACAAUUGGGUGGGUCACUUGAUAAUGGGGAGGCCUUCAAUGGAGGAGUCUUUAAUGGACUGGAAAACAUGACUUUUACACAACUGCUUCAGCUGGAUGAUCUCGAUGUUGUGAAGGCUCUCAAUGGAGGGGGCUUUUAUGGAGGAUCUCAUACUGUAUCAGAGAUCAAUCAAGAACCCAACUCAUUGACCGCAAACAGCAGUGGGAUUCCUGAUGGUGAUUUGAAUGCUCCUCAGUAUUUCAGCUUAUCAGAAGCUAAGCCACAUAUUGGUCAACAAGAUCAACAUCAGGAACAUUUGAUUUAUGAAAGCCCAUCUAGCUAUCAACAAAAUCAUUGGGGGAAUAAUCCCAUGAAUGAAUGUCACAUAGUGGGUCACCGAUUUAUGCCUCAAAAAACAAUGUUGUCGCAUAAAGAAAGAAGAUUCCAAUCAAGAAAUCACCUCAGUGACUCAACUUCUGGAUUCCUGGGAGAAGAACCAAAGCAGGGACUAUUGGAUAUGCAUUUGGACAGUAUAUGCACUGGCUCCUACCAUUCACAUUCUCCAUUGAUGAAGCAGCAUGGCAGUGAAGAAGUUCUUAGAAAAAUCUGUUCCUUCACAUGGAGAAGAUUUGAAUGCACAAUCUAAUGGUUCAAUGAAAUGCCCCCUGUCAAAGGCUUCCUCUCCUCAAAACCAAAUGCUUGAACAUCCUGCUAGUGAAGCUUCGAAAUGCUUUGAAUGGCUAGUUUUUUUGCACCAUGGCAGCACAUGUUCAGCUCCAGCAGGCCAGUGCUCAUUUUAUCUAUGUGCAUAUGCCCAAAGGAUUUGGAUGCACAUUUCUAUUUGUGAACAAAUUCAGUGCCCAUUUCUUUAUUGUCGUCGACUGAGGAAAUUGUGGGGGCUCUAUUGCAAUUGUAGCGACCAAGAUUGUCUUGUUUGUAGUCGUGUUCGCAUAUUGAUAUCUUUUCACCAGCCGUUGGAUUUUUGGAAGGUAGAUUUGACAAGGAACAGUAAAGAAGCUCUGAGCUCUGAGCCUUUGGGAGAUGUGCAAUAUCCACCAAAAAGAAUGAGGGCCGAACAUUCUUCACCAAUCCAAUUCUUGCCAGAACCUGUUGCCUCAAUACCAGAGGUUUCUGAUCCUGAGAAAGUAGAAGAGAGCUUUCAAAAUGAAGGGCCUGCUGUUGUUGAACUUGGAGAUACUCCAAGGUUGUUUUAUUGUUCCUUGACAUCUGCUCAUGGAAAUCCAGGGACAAAAAUGCAAAAUAGGAAAGAGCUUAAAUGUUGCAGUCCCAAGAUUCUGAGCACUGUGCUUUCAGAAGAUCUGCAGCCUCCAUUAAAAAGAAUGAAGUUUGAGCACUUACCGACAAAAUGUAUUUCACCAGAACCUUUAUCGCAAACAUCACAGUUUUGUGAUCAAGUUCCAGUAAAAGCAAUUGCUGAAAUCGAAGAGCCUGGUUUUGUCGUAGUUAAGGAUACAACAAUGAAGAUGGGAAGUUCCCCAAACUUUUGUCAUGAGAUUCCAGGGACCAAAAUGGACAAUGGUAUGGAGCACACUACGCCUGGUUUUGUCGUAGUUAAGGAUACAGCAACAAAGAUGGGAAGUUCCGUAACCUUUGGUCAUGAGAUUCCAGGGAACAAAAUGAACAAUGGUAUGGAGCACACUACUGAGGUGAAAGAAGGUAUUCCUUUAAUAUCCUCAGGUGAAUUAUCAUCACAAAUCACCUGUGAAAAUCUCACUGAACUCAACAUGUGCAAGAUGGAAAUGAACCAGGAGCCUGCUAUCUCAUCGGCUGAUUGUGAAGAAGGAACCAUGCACGGGAAGCAAAAGAUACAAGGUGCUUCUUUGCUUGAAAUUUUCACCCCAGAGCAAAUUACUGAUCAUAUCAACUCCCUCAGGCAGUGCGUUGGUCUGUCCAUCAAGACUAAUUCAAAGGCAGAACAUUGCCAAGCAAUGGAGAGUUCUGCGAAUCAAAGCUCUUGCCAGAUGUGUGGUAUGGAGAAGCUCUCUUUUGCACCACCUGAUGUGUAUUGUAAUCAAUGUGGUCUUCUAGUCAAGAGAUCGCCCAUAUGUGACAAUUGUCAUAAUCCUAGGUCACUGUUAGAUUUGUAAGGAUCGCCCAUAUGUGACAAUUGUGGCAAAGAGAUAGUGAUAGGAAUCAUGGUCAUCAACUGAAGGACAACUAUAUGUAGCCAAGAAUGAAGUGGAAAAUAAGGACAUGAGCAAAAAGGGGUUCAUUGGAUACGUUUGUGUUUCUUAUGAAAUUCUUGUUAUAAUAUGUUGCUAAGUUGUAUCAUGUCUGUAAAGUUCAGAGAGAAGCCAUUUUGGGUUUCCUAUUAUAUGUUGCAUAGAGGUGGAUCUAGACCAGGACCCAGUGUGGUGGAUCAAUCACCAGGUUUAUGUUUGAUUGGCAGUUGUAAAAUUUUGUUCUUAGUAA
This is a messenger RNA of Amborella trichopoda, 3965 nucleotides long. RefSeq names its product histone acetyltransferase HAC12. Gene Ontology annotation, molecular function: chromatin DNA binding; histone acetyltransferase activity; transcription coactivator activity. Gene Ontology annotation, cellular component: transcription regulator complex; histone acetyltransferase complex. Gene Ontology annotation, biological process: positive regulation of transcription by RNA polymerase II. Lineage: Eukaryota; Viridiplantae; Streptophyta; Magnoliopsida; Amborellales; Amborellaceae. The record is from RefSeq and is a predicted model, not a curated record.